AUGCGGCUGAGAUGACGCCAGCCAGUAUCAACAAGCGUUAUGCGUUUAUCGACUCGGACGCUUCCGGCAUUGACGUUUUUCUGGAUGUGCAUCCCGGGGCGCGAAGACACGAACUCUACUCCUUUUUCUGCACACCAGAGGGCAAGGAACUUGUGUACGUUCCCACAAGUCAUUUACAGCUAGGAUCAUUGUAUUCUACUCCAGUACGUAGACUUCCGUGCGUCUGGAAGCACGGUGCUGCUGCACGUCGAGACCUAGACGUAGACACUGCUUCGUCCGGAGAGAACGAGGGGAGGACAAACGACGCGAAAAGCGACGGGACCGCUGGAGAUGGCGAUGCGAUGAACCCGAAGCGUGAGGCUCGCAGAGGCAUGGAAGGCGCCGUGGUUGCUUCGACGCAUCAAGACCACGUUGACGAUAGAGGCAAAUCAGAAAAAAGGAAAACAGAAAAUGAUGAGCAAGGAGCAAGACAGAAAAAAGCAGCCAAGAAUACGAGUGAAGCAAGAGCAACUAGUACUGUAAGCCGUGGUGAAACUACUGACAGUAUCAAUAAAGAACGAAAAUCUUCUCCUAUGAAAAAUAUGCCAGCACUUGUAUCACAAGAUAAAAAACAAGAUUCUUCAACAACACAAACACUUGUCGACGGCCACGCAGCGUUUGCUUCUUGGCUUUUGGGAGCCUUCGGGGACGCGGACGAAUUGAUCGUUCGAAUCGGAGUGCAGGACCGGAACUUCUUUGAGUUGGUGCGUCGCUACAUGGCCGAGAGCGACCGGCGGCAGAAAUUGUAUUUGGACGGUCUUGCCACAGACCAGGGAGCCCCACGCCAGGGACCACGGAUCAAAAAAGUGUACGUAACGGAGGGCCACGUGCUGGCAGAGGAACCUUCGAUGUCGGGGCAGCAAACUUACCACGGAGGUGCUGGAGUCAGCCAUUAUACUCUUGGUGGCCGUGGUGCGGCCCUUUCAGCUGAGACAGCAUCUUCCUCUACUCUCGAUAGCAAAGCACUACUGGCAAACGCAUUACCAGGGCCAUUGGGAACAGGUUCCUCGCCGUCCAAGAACAAUAAUCCUCGAAAUAUAGCCUCCAGGCAGGAUGCGUCGCCUCUCGAGGUGCCCGAUGCUUCGCUUCUCGGCGACAAUAAGGUGCUCGUUUGGCCGCUUGGCGGAAAUCCCGCUGAUAUGUGGCAGGUGAAUACGUUCGAGUCUGCGGAUCGGAACCUGCCGGUUUUGCGGUCCUGCAUGCCUCGCGCCGAGGCGCAGCGAGAACAGGCGCUCAUAGCCAUCAAAGUUUCGAUGGAGCUCGCUCCAGCUGCGGACUUCGUGCAGCGAUGGCGUGCACUGAUUGGGCCGAUCGAGCGUCUCAGCGACGUGGUGUUGCAGGGGACAAAUGUCGGAGGGGAGCGCUCUUCGAAGCCGAAUGAGAUCGCGUCAUCUGAACAACAACUCCUCAGUGAUAAUUACAACAAGGAGAGUAACAAGGGGACGUUGACCGCGUUUGUCUUCUCUGAAUUUGUAGAGCAGUUUCCGAAAGUGGUGCGUUCAUGGCAGACACAAGGAGUGUCCGUACAGGCGCGUUGUUGUCGCGGGACGACGCGUUUGGUGCAGAAUGGGGAGAAAGGAGAAUCAUCCGCUGCUCUGGAGAAAGACAUUUUGGAACGGGGUUUUGUGAAAGCCUUUCGUACGUUUCGAAAUUUCCUUGAUCCGGUGCCCAAAUUCCUACUCGCUGAAGGCGAUGUAGUUCCGCCCUUGAUGAAGUUCACUGCAAAUCGGCUCGGGUGGCAAAUUGUGCAGCCAAGCUUGGUUCUUCCACCAGAGAUUAUUGUUGCACCUCCGUCAGACACGGCUAGUGUGCAACAGCGGGACAACAGUGGGGACUUGCAGAGACCACUUCCAGGAGAUUUUGAUGGUCCUCUUGCUUUCGGCGACAAUACAAAGUGGGACGCUGCGUGGGCGGGAGGCGGCAGCGUUCCGGUUGGAGAUCUGAGCGAGGACGCUCUCGAAACGCCAGUGCUGAGUGAGAACACACAGUCGCUAGGGGGUCCCGGCUCUGGCUCUACACAGCCGAGAACUUAUUUCAGCGGCCCUUAUGCGGCUCCGCAGUUUCAAAAUGCCGCACAAUCGGACAUGACCCUAGGAGUGCAACAACCGAUUGCACCACCUGCAGCACCAGCUCUAACAGCCCCGUUGUCCUCGGACGGUUCACCUGCAACAACUAGUUUCAACCCGUCGUGGUAUGGAAGUUUAUGGCCUACAACGUCUGCGCGCUUGGGAGAUGCGGAGGCAAGGAUCGCACAAUUACUGGAAGACCCGCUAGAAUAUGUAAUCCGAAGACCAGUUUCAGAAGCAAGGCAAGACGGAGGCAUUUUGGUUUUCGAGCCUUACUUCAUGUACGAGGUCAUCGAACCGUUUUUUGACGAAGCUAGAUUCGCAGGAGUCCAUCUUGCCGCACUCUCAGACUGCGCUUAGAGGAAGUUGCUGCAACCUGGUGCAUAGAAUUAUUACUUGGAGGUUCUCGUUGUCAUCAACGUCGAAGCGCGAAUAUUAUCUCAUCUGUAGUUAUACGAAUUACGCCUCUGGUGCAAGUUAAGAGAACAAAGCUGCACUACAUCAGAAAUCGUCGUUUUCAUUUCGUACUCCUUAGGUCGAGCGCGCAGUAUUUUCCUCAGUAUUUCUGUAUCGGCUGCAGAGGCAUGGAUAGGCGUGUCGGUUUUCACGAAAAAAAGAUUAAAAUUGUUGACUCG
This is a messenger RNA of Amoebophrya sp. A25, 2740 nucleotides long. The record is from the annotation of a GenBank genome assembly. NCBI's taxonomy places the organism in Eukaryota, Dinophyceae, Syndiniales, Amoebophryaceae.